Molecule: messenger RNA, 1923 nt
Organism: Mesocestoides corti
Lineage: Eukaryota; Metazoa; Platyhelminthes; Cestoda; Cyclophyllidea; Mesocestoididae
Source: the annotation of a GenBank genome assembly
AUGUCGGAGCUAACCGAAGGUUUCCUCUGCCCCGAGUGCAUGCUCAACUUAGCCUCCGACGAAGCCCUGAUGGCGCACUUUGAAGAAAACCACAUCGAGAAGCCACCGACGAACCACCACGUCGUCGAGGCCACGUCCACAAGACCCCUUCUACCACCCUCUCCAGUUAACGACCUUCUCGCGGACUACAGGCGUCUCGCGUCUGACUACGCAGACAAUAUUCAGGCCCUAACUAAAGCCAAGAAUCAGCUCCAAUCAAAGACGAUGCUUCUAGUAAGAGACAACAGUUUGCGCCAGAAUUUGACGGAUUACCUAAACUCGGAAGCCGAACGGGCAACACAAAAUGCAGCCCUUGUACUACAGAUUACCGAACAGCGUGAUGUUGCUCUGAGCGAUGUCAACAAAUUGAAAGAUCAAUUGGAGACCAAAACUCGCCUGAUCGCGGAGCUCGAAUCGAAGCUCCAGAAAUCGCAACAGGACCUCCCUGCUAAGGACGCAAAUGCUCCUCAGAGCUUGCUCGAUGGUGAAACCAGGUCGUGUGAAACCAGUCAGGAGGCGGGCGAGAACUCCAAAGACACGAUUGUAACUAAUGCCGCGACCCUACACCAGGCUCAACGCGAAUUAGAAGCAGCUGUGCGCAAACGUUAUGAUCUUUUAGAAAAGUUGAAUGAAUUGCAGUCGCAGAUGCUGCGUGAAGGCACGAGCGAUCAACUGGAGAGCCAAUUGGGUCAAAUCAAAGACGAACUCAACUCGUUCAAUUCUGAGCGGUGCGCUCUGGAUGAUAUUCAGGCGUUGCCAAUGGCAAAGGAAUCAUCACACCCCGAAACGGUUCAACCAUAUGCGACAAAAUUUGCCUCAGAAAAGAAUCAACUUUCAGCCGAGGUUCUGGCAUUGAAGAAGCAGGUCAGCGACCUCACAGAGUACACGGACUCCUUGAACGAGACGAUUCGGACUUUGGAAGGCAACAGGACAGAACUCACGGAGAUGCUCGCCUCUCGGGACAAGGAAGUCACGCGUCUGAAGGUCGAGUACGAGGCUGAAAUUGUCAGCAUCAAGACGACGAUGGCCGAACGACUGGCCAAGUCUGCGAAUGCUCUGAACCAAUUGAAGGCGGAGAAGAUUGCGUCCGCAGAGGAGGUGUCUGAUCUCACACACCAGCUUCAAGAAUGCGAGACGAAGCUACGCGAUGCUGAAGGUGCUCUUGGGUCGGCGGAAGCAGAUCGCGGCGUCCUGGAGCGUACACUCGUACUGAAUAAGCACAUGGAGGAGCGCACCAACGAAAUGGAAGCCAAGUCGAGCGAAUGCCAACAGCUCACUGAGCAGGUUCAAAGCCUCACCCUUGAGCACACCGCUGUGGUCGCGACCAACGAGAGCUUGACCGCCCGGCUGGCGGAAGCAGACGCGAGCAUUGGCCGUCUGACGAGCUCUGAGGCUCUGCUCCUGCAGAAUGUUCAAGAGCUCACAGACAAGCUGACGUUGCUGCGGAGCCAGCAAGAGAGUCACGCCAGGGCGAUGGCCGAAAUGCAGUCCAAAAUCGACUCGACCCAGUCUGAGCACCAGACCCUCAUGGAUCGGUUCAUUGAGUGCCAGGACAAGGCAAACCAACUGGAGCUCGCAUUGCAGACGUGCACUCGCGAGCUAGAGAGCCUUCAGCGCAUCGUGCUUGAUCUUGGCAGGCAGAAUCAGGCGCUUCAGAUCAGUCUGGAGCGUCAGACUAACAGACAAUGGGUUUCCGAUGAGUCCGCCACCUGCUGCUCCAAUUGCCAGAAGGAAUUCUCCAUUAGCUUUCGAAAGCACCAUUGUCGACACUGCGGCAAGGUCUUCUGCCAGGCCUGUUCGUCGAAGAAGACGGCAACCUCGGCUUCGAAGGAUCCGCUUCGUGUUUGCGACGCCUGCUUCGCUGAGCUAACAGGCGUUCGGUAG